AUGGCGCGCUUAAUCGAGUCCUACGGGCCCGCAGAGAUUGCGCAUGGGCCACUGUUUGUUGGGCUUUUUUUCAACUCCAUUCUGUUUGGUACGCCACGUGCACUGAUGAAAACCUCGCCCACCGGCUUGACUUUCCAAUUUAAAGGCAUAAUGAUUAUUCAAACGUAUUUGUACUUCAUCACAUACCGAAGUGACAAGGCGUGGACAAAGAUCUUCGUGUUCUGCGUCUUCGUCCUGGACACGCUAAACACUGCAUUCGACUUUGCCUAUCUGUAUGAAUGCCUCAUCGUCCAUUAUGGCGACGUUGCGAAAUUGACUCGUGCAAACUGGUUAUUCGCGACAGAUCCCGUCAUGACAGUGCUGACGAGAAAUCGCUGGUUGGUCGGCGCGGUUAUAGCCUCUGUGCUCGUGGCGUUUGCGGGAGGCGUUGCAACCUCCAUUGAAGUCCAUAUGCACCCGCGGUUUCUGGAUUUCAUCAAGUUCGAAAGCGUCGUCAUCAUCUGGCUCGCAGCCUCCGCCAUUGCAGACAUCUUCAUCACAACUAUCCUAGUCAUUCAUUUGGUAUCAAAGUCACACAAAACCGGCCUCGCAGGGACAGAUAUGCUCGUCGACCAGAUCAUCCGAAGUAAAUCCAUCGUCUCCCCACCAUGGUGGUCUAUCCCUGAUGACCCCCAUUCCCAAGUGACAGUUCAAACGGGACUGGCAACUAGUCUGUGCGCGACCAUCGAUCUGAUUCUUUUCCUAACUGAUCCCGUUGCGCUCCACCUGAUCUUCAACAUUCCGCUCUGCAAGCUAUACACGAACUCCUUGCUCAGUAGUCUGAAUGCUCGCGCCGCCCCAGAAAAUAGCUCCACGGAUACGAGUCUUACGAAAAAACGCGCGUCUUUGCAGAUAUAUCCAGGAAAUGCCCGUCGUUCGGUGUUGAUAGAUGUGGUCAAUCCGCCAGUCCACAGUCUCGUCUAG
Messenger RNA from Mycena indigotica, 963 nucleotides. RefSeq lists its product as uncharacterized. The record is from RefSeq and is a predicted model, not a curated record. The coding region runs from base 1 to 963 and encodes 320 amino acids. Lineage: Eukaryota; Fungi; Basidiomycota; Agaricomycetes; Agaricales; Mycenaceae. The transcript has 13 exons.